Molecule: messenger RNA, 2545 nt
Organism: Sodiomyces alkalinus F11
Lineage: Eukaryota; Fungi; Ascomycota; Sordariomycetes; Glomerellales; Plectosphaerellaceae
Exons: 4
Coding region: 183-2408 (741 amino acids)
Biological process (GO): regulation of DNA-templated transcription
Molecular function (GO): zinc ion binding; DNA-binding transcription factor activity, RNA polymerase II-specific
Source: RefSeq, a predicted model, not a curated record
CGCAUCUCCGAAGGCUUGCAUGAAGCUCAUGCCACAUAGUGGGUCAGAACCAAGCACGCGGUCUAUUAUAUUCAGCCCUACCAUCCUUUAUUUCAGCCCUACGGGAGAGUUUAUGCCUUUAUGGCGGACCCGUCACUCGAAAGGGGUGCACUCAACGCUUACCCGGCGACUCGUUGGAGAACAUGCCUGAAGGUUUGCUUCAGAAUUCUCGCACAUCUCGUGUCGAGAGGAUGACCACGUCUUGCGGAGAGUGUAGGAGACGGAAACAAAAGUGUGACCACGGACAGCCCUGUAACAACUGUGCCCGCAGGUUUCCUCAACCGGCGUGCGAAUACAAGCACGACAGACGAGUACCAUCGUCUUCACCCUCGCCCUUACCUCGUCUCACCGGGCAACUGAAGCGAAGAAGGUCCCCCGGCUCUGCUUUUCGCGGUAAUCGCGGUAGUUCUGCUGCUCUGCCGGAGAUCUCACCCCAGCCAUGGACCUUGGUGGAAAGGGGGAAACCAGGGACAUCAUCUGGCAUGGUCACCACAACCACAACCACAACCACAACCACAUGCGCAUGCCCCAACGCAUUACACCCCCUGUGGAGCUCGGCUUGGGCGAGUAAUCGGGAAGACGAUGCCCUCUCGCCGGGGAGCACGCCUUGGCCGUACGAACCUGACUUGAAGACCUCCGGUGACGCCCUAUCUGAAGCUCUGCGCCUCCUCAUGCGACACUACGCCAUCCCUGAGAAGUUUCGCGGAUACGGCAACUCUAUUUUGGAUUCCGACUACAUCAAUGCUUUCAUGGCCUGGAGUACAUUGUCGACUGCGGGCAUCCCCUGGCCAGUCGCAAGGUUGGUUGAGGAACCGCAACAACUACAUUGGACGACAGCAGUCGGGGCGACCCAUCCCCCUGGAAGCCUUCCGGGGUGCUUCCAGGCGCCUUUCCCUAUUCUCAGCAUUGCUGAUCUCCUCCGAAUCGACUUGGGCCUCUUCGAUUAUUUGGAGAGUUCGGUCAACAACGACCGGGAUGUCAAGCAACUACGCACCAGAGUGCAUGUGACCAGACGCAACGAUUCACACAUAACCCAAAACUCCUUGCUUUUGCAAAUUCUUCUAUAUACCACUGCUUGUUAUCUUGGCGAAGCCGGAAGCAUUCCUAGGACCCUCGUUAUUGCUCACAGAGGUCGGGCCAUUCACAUACUCAACCAGCACCUCCACUCGGAUUCGGGCCAAGCCAGCGAGUCUUCCAUCGCUGGAGUGAUCCAACUCAUUUCGAAUGAGUGGUACUGGGGAGAGAUGCGAGAUGUCCGGGCACAUCUUCGGGGUCUUCGCGAGAUGAUACGCCUCAGGGGCGGGUUCGCUCACCUGGGUAUGGACGGUUUUCUGGCGAAGAACGCUAUAGCUCACGAUGUGUCUAUUUCUGUAGCCCACGAAACCAUCCCCUUUCUCCAAGACGGGCCUGAAUUUGCAUUCGAGAACCCGGACAACAACCCACUGAAAACCUCGCACAACUCGCCCUUGGUGGGAUACCUACCUUCGUUUUCCGAAUCUAGCCACCUGCUCGGUCUCCAUCCGGCGACGGCGAGGAUCUUAGACGAUAUGCGUUUCUUAUUUAAUGCUGUGCUCUGGCUCCCCGAACACCCGACACCGCAGCAGUUACGCAAGGUCAAGACAACUUCCGAAUGGAUGCAUAACCGUCUCCUACAUCUGAACCCCAUCACCGGAAGCCCACAUCCAUCCUCAAGGAGACCGUCACCUUCGGAGGAAGAAACCUCGCUGCGGGGCUCGAAUGCAAUGCGCCGCGGAAGAAGCCCGCUAGGCGUGGCGGAUAAGGGGGCCGGGGCCAGUGGCGCCACGGGAAGGAGUUUGACCCCCAUCCCGACCACCCGAGGGGAUGCCGCGGUUUACCCCACAGGAGGACGAGCUUCUUCACAUCUGGGCAAUGUGGUAUACUCCUACGAAGGGUCUCUCGACCCCACCCUCGGCCUCGACGCGCGGGCGUCUUCGGAACCCACGGAGCGACCGGACUACCUCUACCGGACAGUCCGGUUGGCCGCGCUGGCCUACAGUCGUGCCAUCAUGACGCAAACUCCCAUCAGCCAGGCAUGUACAGCGUCCGAGUUCCUGGGCAUGUGGAAUGCGACGCGGCGUGUGCCCCUCGCGACCUGGAAAGCGGUGGCGGGGGUGUUCCACUGGGUCAUGCUGGCCAUGGCGCCCGCCUGUCCGGGGUCGGCUCAGGCGCGGCUUGUCAAGAGCAUGCUAGUGAUGUCCGUUCUGAAUUUGGGGCUGGAGAACUGGCAGCUUUUGACGGAGGCAGCGGGUGCGGGGUUGCGCGUCCAGGGAUGGUUGAGCCGGGGGGGGGGGCUAGCCUCGGACGGUGGUGGCGGUACAUCGUCUCUCGUUGAAGGCGGACAACGAUGACCGCCACCGUCGAUAAGCGUGGGGAGGCGCCACCAACACGAAAGGGGGGGAGGGGGGUUUCGUAGUGUCGGCAUGGAACUGAAUCAAUGCAGCAGGCCUGCAUAUGAGACGUUCCCUCGCAGGCGGGUCCUGUGGAG